UCAAAGUAUUUGCAUCUCAUUCUCCCUUUUUUGCUCAUCAUCAACCUUUUGAAUGGAGUUCUUUCAAAAGGCUAAAGUGGUGCGCUUGAGAAGCCACCAUGAUAAAUACAUGUUGGCUGAUGAUGAUCAAGAAAAUGUCUUCCAAGACCGUAAUGGGUGCUACAUGAAUGCUAAAUGGAUUGUGGAUGUUGUGGAGAAUUCCAAUUUUAUAAGGCUGAAGAGUUGUUAUGGAAAAUACUUAACAGCCUCAAACAUGCCAUUCAUAUUGAGAGGCACAGGAAAAAAAGUGUUGCAAACAUUGCCUACUAGGUUAAAUUCUUCAAUUGAAUGGGAACCUAUUAGAGAGGGGGUUCAGGUGAGGCUAAGAACACGCUAUGGCCAAUAUUUACGUGGUAAUGGAGGGUUGCCACCUUGGAGGAACACCAUCACCCAUGAUGUUCCACACAGAACAGCAACAGCUAAUUGGAUUUUAUGGGAUGUGGAUAUUGUGGAGCUUCGUCCACAAACACAAGCUCCUAAACCAAGACCAAGGCCUACACCUAUUACCCCACCUAAUCAUUCUAUGAAUCCAACCCCAACAAAUCUUUCACCUUGUCCUUCUCCUUCAUCAUCACCAUUAAUUUCGGAGAUGGAUUCCUUGGUCAAGAUUGAUCUCAGGUCUCCCACAACAUCUGAGUCCGAAGAUGAAAUAGAAUGCUUGUCACCGUUGAAAGAAGGAAGAAUUAUAUUUUAUGAUGUGGGUAAUGAUAAUGGUGAUAUUGAUGAUGCAAAAAAAGAGUCAUUCUUUACCUUUAAAGGAAGUUGUGCGAGUGAGUUAAAGGAUAAAUUGAAAGAGGAAACAGGACUUGAUGAUAUUAUUGUAUGUUGCCGCAAUCCGUUGACUACAAAACUUUAUCCACUUCACUUACAACUACCUCCUAAUAGCAUUGACAUGCAUGUAGUUGUGGUUCCUUCUUCAUUCAAACGCGUAGAGUGGUUGAGCACCAUUGGACCUGUGACAUUUGACUUCUCAGUUUCAUCCAUGUCCUUUACGCUUGAUGAGGCUCUGAUUCUUCUCCAAGGGGAUAACAUGCACACCAAGGAGGUUUCCUAUCAAUAG
This is a messenger RNA of Glycine soja, 1099 nucleotides long. RefSeq lists its product as uncharacterized. Bases 53 to 1099 code for a protein of 348 amino acids. The record is from RefSeq and is a predicted model, not a curated record. Lineage: Eukaryota; Viridiplantae; Streptophyta; Magnoliopsida; Fabales; Fabaceae. The transcript is spliced from 3 exons.